Microtus oregoni (creeping vole) is the source of this 1183-nucleotide messenger RNA. RefSeq names its product RAB42, member RAS oncogene family (gene Rab42). The coding region runs from base 39 to 686 and encodes 215 amino acids. The record is from RefSeq and is a predicted model, not a curated record. NCBI's taxonomy places the organism in Eukaryota, Metazoa, Chordata, Mammalia, Rodentia, Cricetidae. Gene Ontology annotation, molecular function: GTPase activity; GTP binding. Gene Ontology annotation, cellular component: Golgi membrane. The transcript has 2 exons.
CACAAAACUGUCCGAGGUCUGCCUGGAGCCCAGAUCCCAUGGAGGCAGCGGGCUGUAGCUACCAAUUCCGGAUCGCUCUGCUCGGGGACGCCGCGGUGGGCAAGACGUCACUGCUGCGGCGCUACGUGGCGGGCGCUCGGGGUGCGGUGGAGCCGGAGCCGGAGCCCACUGUGGGCGUGGAGUUCUACAGUCGCGCGCUGCAGCUGCCCGCCGGGCUGCGGGUCAAGCUGCAGCUCUGGGACACCGCGGGUCACGAGCGCUUCAGGACCAUCACCCGAUCCUUCUACCGGAACAUGGUGGGCGUUCUGUUAGUUUUCGAUGUGACCAACAGAGAAUCUUUUGAACACAUCCAAGCCUGGCACCAGGAGGUUUUAUCCUCUCAGGGCCCUGACAAGGUGAUCUUCUUACUGAUUGGCCACAAGUGCGACCUGAGCAGCCGAAGUGUCUCCACCCAGGAGGCAGAGGAACUGGCUGCCUCUCUGGGCAUGGCCUUCAUGGAGACCUCGGCCAAAAGUAACUGCAAUGUGGACCUGGCAUUUGACACUGUCGCCCGCGCCAUCGAACAGGCCCUGCAGCAGGGGGACAUCAAGCUGGAAGAGGACUGGGCAGGUGUCCGGCUCCUCCACAGAGCCCCAAACCCCAGAUCUCCCAGCAGAAAGCAGGACUCAGGCCCAUGCCAGUGUUGACUCUGGGAGAGAAAGGGUUACAGUGGUGCCAGCCUCAGACUCCCCAGGGGACUAGAGGGCAAAUGACAAGACACUGACUCCUGACAUGUUCCUGGCUUCUAAUUCUUGGCCCUUUUUUUUUUUUUUUGGUCAAGAUUGAACACAGGGCUUGGCCAGCCACAGAUGUCUUCAGCCCUUUUAUCUCUUAUGUCUUCAGAAUGAUCUUGCUCAGUCCCCAGGCUAGCCUUGAACCUCAGCCUCUUGAGUGAUUCCACUAGGCCUGGCCCUCUCGUGGGUUUUUAGUUCACAGCACAACCCCUUUCUAGAGAGAAAUCUAAGCUCGGGUACGCAAGUUAAUGUCAUUUAGCCAAGUUUCCUUAUCUAUCGGUGUGACGUGGCAGUCCACAAAUGCCCAUAAUUCCCAAACUUGGAGGCAGGACAAAGAUGUCCUCAGCUUCAGAGAAUUCAAGGUCAGCCUGGACUACAGGAGACUAUUGCAAAAAACAAGAAUAAAAACA